CACGCAUAAUACAGAUCUACCACCUCUACGGAAGGAGAGACGGCUGCAGUCAGCAAGCCAGGCCUCGGAUUCCAAAAAAGUCAUGAUAUUGACAUUUCUCUCUCUAUAUACUGUUCGUCUGUCCAAGUGAACCAACUAUACCCCUCAUCCUAAAUGACCAAACCCUCACAGAAUAUUUUGCAGUUUGGCGAAAUUUGUCCUAGAACCAGAAUCACCGUCAUUUACAAGUCCCUUCGUCCUGACGGGAAGACAUAUUCUCACCCUACCCACCACACCCUUACUUUCCUUCCUCCAUCCUUCCGGAGGCACCUUGUUCAUCCUCCCUCUGUCCAUUGUCAAUGUACAUGCAUACCAAACAGAUAUGCACAGCACCCCACCACCCUCUCUCCUCCCACCCAUGGCAUCUUUGCAACCACCCUUCCAUGCUCGCGAUAUCCUCCCGAGUCCCGCCUGUACUUGCCUCUCAUCCACUGCUUCCGAGUACCUCAUUCAUCAACUACCUUACUUCGAUCCACAAUCUAUUCUAUCCUCCCCUCCUUAGUUCCCCGGCAUGCGGGCUGCCGAUAUCCCGGUACCCAUCCUCUGCGUCCAACCAAGCUUGACUCUUCCCGCCUUUAUGAAACUGAUUUCAUCCGCCAUCAUAAUUUGUCCGCGGAGAAAAAAAACAUGAAAAAAAAAUCAACCCGGCAGAAACGAGACACCAAAAGCAAGACUCGAUGGAACCGCGGGACACAGGGGAGAAGAAGAGGAAAAAUAAAACCCUGGACCCGUGGGGCGUGAAGCGGGAUGGCACCCCUUCUGCCGGCCGAUGUCGAUAUCUGAGACGGGGGGGGGCCAACAACAACACCGCCGCGGCCAAUGGAUAGCUUGACGUUUCCCACCGCGCGCACGGCAUGUCAUCGGACGGUCGGCGACACUCCGAAAGAACCCUUUCCCCCCCACCACCCCC
Messenger RNA from Colletotrichum phormii, 949 nucleotides. RefSeq lists its product as uncharacterized. The transcript has a single exon. The record is from RefSeq and is a predicted model, not a curated record. Bases 154 to 780 code for a protein of 208 amino acids. Lineage: Eukaryota; Fungi; Ascomycota; Sordariomycetes; Glomerellales; Glomerellaceae.